Molecule: messenger RNA, 258 nt
Organism: Dibothriocephalus latus
Lineage: Eukaryota; Metazoa; Platyhelminthes; Cestoda; Diphyllobothriidea; Diphyllobothriidae
Source: the annotation of a GenBank genome assembly
CUGGGUCAACAGAUUCGACUUCUGCUGAAGUACGUUGGCGAGCCCUUUGAUCAGGUCUUCUACGAGGCGGGUCCAGCUCCUGACUUCUCAAGGGAACAGUGGCUCUCCAAGAAGGAUAGGCUGGGUCUGGACUUUCCAAACUUACCCUACUUCAUCGACGGCAGCUUGCGACUGACGCAGUCCAGUGCCAUCUUGGAGUAUAUUGCUGACAAGCAUGGAAUGUGUAAGUUGCACAGUCAUACUCUACAACUUGCAUAA